AUGGAGAAUAACCUUUUAGAAUCAAGACUAAAUAAAAUCUUGUCAGAUAAAAAGUUUAGCAAAUUGAAUAAAAGCAUAGAGAAGCAUCUCAAUAAGGAAACAGGCAUUUUUAUUAAGGACUACUUUUUAGUUCUUGAAUAUGAAUCACUUGAUGAAAAGGUAAUUCAGAGUAAAAAGAAGGAGCUUUUAGAAAAUUCAAUGCACGAUCAUAUAGAAAAAGAUGACGAUUCUGUUUAAUACUUUGCACUAUACUUAUGGAUUUUUAAUUUGACUGCAGGCCAAUUCUUAGAAAAUAACGAAAAUAAAUUAGCUACUAGAAUACCUGUAAAUUUACAAAGUUACAACAUGUUCAAUGCACAAGAUUAAUAAAUAUAGUCUGCCAAAAACACAAUCGAAAGCUUUGGUAACGUCUUUUGCAUGUCUAAGAAAAUCGGAGAGUAAUCUCUCUAAAUAAUAAAUAGUAAUAUAGAUGAAUACUAAAUAGCAAUUUAUUCUGAAAAAUAAAUUUUUGUUGGCCAUAUUGAAAACAUUAUAAAUUCCUAUUUUAUUAAGCAAAGCAAAGAUGAUCAAAAUGCCUUUACAAUGUACCGUGUAUAAUUAUUUAUAUAAAAAUACUCUCCAAGCAUUUUAAGCAUUAAAUUCCACAAAUUAUCUCCUCAUCAUUUGGCUGUUCUUUUAGAUGAUUAGUACUUUUGCGUUUAUAAUCUGCAAUCUAGUCUUUCUUACUAGGAGGUGUAAUUUAAUCUUUAAUAACUUCCACGCUUUGGUAGAAACGAAGAGUAUAAUUAUUAAGAAAAAGGAUAAGUUUAGUUUGUUGAUUUCGAAUUUGGAGGCAACAGCUUUUUCACUAGCUAUUCGAAAACCAAUUUCUAAAUUCCUUCUGAUUUCGAUUUUCUGUCAGUAUAUUUUCUUACUGAAGAUGGUUAAAUUUACUACCAAUCUCCAUUUUUAGUAAAAGAUAUGAGAAUUAACAGAUAAUUAAUUGAAGAACUUAAGGAUUAUCUUGUUCAAGAAUUAAAAUUGGUGGAACAGCAUGAAUAAAUAUAAGAAAAAUUAUAGGUGUUAAAAUCUUAUUUAGACUUAGUAGAAUAAAUUGACAGCAGAGAUUUGAUAAGUGAAUGCGAAUAACCUACCAAAUUAUCUAAAAUAGUUACUCAAACAGAUAAGUCCAGUUCAUUUGAAGUUCCUAUUUUUAAUAGCAUCAGCAUGCAAGACUUGCUGAAUGAUGAUUUCUAAAUACAAUUAAGAUAUGUUCCUACAGAAUAAAAUAACGAAGAUGAUUAAGAAAAUUUAGAAAAUAACAGUAACUUACAGUCUCAGUUUAAAUCAAGUGGCUUUGGAACAAAAUCUAACAUCUAAGUUUUUUCAAAAUCGUUAAUGGACAGAUUUACUAGAGAUAAUAAGAAUCAAAUUAUGUAUAGGAAAUAUAGUAAAUUCCACAAAGUGGAAACAAAGGGUUAACUCCAUGUCUUUAUUUUAACAAAGCAAAUCGGUAAUAAAACUUACUCUACUGUAUCUUCACGUUUUAGUCCUCUUCCAGUCAUGCCUACUCAUAUUGUUCAAGACUUUUACUAGUUUUGUCUUUUAUCUGGUGAAAAAGCACAUCUUGAAUGCCCAUUAAGCUCUUUAAUCAACUAUACAGGAAAUUAAUCUAAAAAGAAUAUCUAUGAAUAUAAAUAAAAUUAAUGUGCUAGACUCUGUUCUAAGGCAAUUGAAACAUCAACACUUGACAGUGUUUGCUUCUAACUUAUGAAUAGAAUAUAUUGUAUUAACUUUAAGUGGAUUUAGAAUUUGAUUUUAACAAACUUAUCAGACCCUAAAGUAUUUAAUGAUGAAGAAUUGUCUAGAAGUGAAAUUAGAGUCUUAGUUGAUUCUCAGCAAAUCGAUAGCUAGGAUAAAUUAGAUGCAUGUAAAUUAACAGAUUUAUCUUUUUAUUGCUUAUCUGAAAAAGACAGAAUGCUUCUAGCAGUUAUUCCUUCCCACCACUCACAAUAGUAAUAGCCUUUUAGGUUAAAAUGCUUAACUUUAGACUUCUUGUCAAACUAUAUUUAAAUUUAAAAGAGUGCUAAGCUUAUAUCUGAGACUUUACACAAGAUGAUUAAAGAAUAAGUAGAGCCUGAAAAAGCAAAAGAAAAUAACCAAUCAGGAUAAAAACUAGCUUAAAAUGAUGUGAAGCUUCAGGAAAUUGCUGAUUAAGAUAAUAAAGUAGAUCUUGAUAACUUUUAAAAGUAAGUAACAGCUUACAUAAGCAAGCAUGAAGAAGUUUUAUAAUAGAAUAUUUAGUUAAUACAAAUUAAAUAUCAAGAGGUAUUAAAGAAAAAAGAAGAGUUGAAAAAUACAAAGGAAAAAACAGAAAGCCAAUUUUAUGAAAUCAUAGAAAACAAAUAAAAGAAGUUGUUAGAAAGCAAAAAAAGAAUUGAAGAAAAAAAUAAGUCAAUCAAUUAAAAAAUUUAAGAAAUUGCUUAAAAAUUAAAAGACCCUAAAGCUUCAAAUGAAUUAGACAAUGUUAAAGAAGCAAAUAUCACAUUUAAUGAAAAAUAUAAUGAGUAAAUUAAGACAUACUAUAAUAAACUUAAAGAAAUCGAAGAAUAAUACUAAAAGUACUUCAAAACUAGAAGUGAGUUCUUCAAUUCAUUAGGUGUUCAAAGCAAUACAAACCUACAAAUUGAUGAAAACACUUUAUAAAAAAUUAAUGAAACAAGAAAUAAGCUAAAAUACCACAUGAAAAUCCUUGAUAAUUAGAUCAUUUAAACCAAUCCUCAAGAUAAUUGA
Molecule: messenger RNA, 2772 nt
Organism: Tetrahymena thermophila SB210
Lineage: Eukaryota; Ciliophora; Oligohymenophorea; Hymenostomatida; Tetrahymenidae
Exons: 2
Source: RefSeq, a predicted model, not a curated record